Messenger RNA from Pseudophryne corroboree (corroboree frog), 2116 nucleotides. RefSeq names its product sodium- and chloride-dependent neutral and basic amino acid transporter B(0+)-like. The record is from RefSeq and is a predicted model, not a curated record. Lineage: Eukaryota; Metazoa; Chordata; Amphibia; Anura; Myobatrachidae. Gene Ontology annotation, cellular component: plasma membrane. Bases 1 to 1920 code for a protein of 639 amino acids. Gene Ontology annotation, molecular function: glycine:sodium symporter activity. The transcript has 14 exons. Gene Ontology annotation, biological process: glycine import across plasma membrane; sodium ion transmembrane transport; synaptic transmission, glycinergic.
AUGGGAAAUAUAGCCUUACCAGGAUUCAUGAAAUGCUGCAAGAAAAAAUCGACACAAACUAAUGAUGAUGUGAGUGUGACAAGCAAUAACGGAAAUGUAGAACGUGAGUUUUGGUCUAGUAAAACGGACUACCUCCUAUCUUUGGUGGGCUACGCUGUGGGACUCGGAAAUGUUUGGAGAUUUCCAUACCUUGCGUUCAAACAUGGCGGAGGUGCAUUUCUGAUCCCUUACAUAAUUAUGCUGGCUCUGGCAGGCCUACCAUUAUUGUUUCUGGAAUGCUCACUGGGACAAUUUGCUAGUCUGGGCCCUAUAGAAGUGUGGAGGAUUGCACCACUGUUCCAAGGUGUGGGUGUUACUAUGGUGCUGAUAUCAACUCUAGUGUCGAUUUACUACAAUGUGAUUAUUGCCUACAGUCUGUUUUAUUUAUUUGCAUCAUUUCGGAGUUACCUGCCCUGGUCUGAAUGCUUUGAGUGGGCAGAUAGUAAUUGUUGCAGCGGAUUAAGUGGUUUACGCAAUGUAACACUGGAUAAUGCUACAGUAACAAUGAAUGUGUCAUGGAUACACGAACACAAUCUCACCUGCUCCAAUGACAACACCACGGAACUACCAAGCAAACAAUACUGGGAUAAAGUGGCUCUGAAGCGGUCAGGUGGCAUGGACGAGACAGGUCAGAUAGUUUGGCACUUAGCCCUCUGUCUGCUACUAGCAUGGAUUAUAACUGUUGCUGCCCUGGUGAAAGGAAUACAAUCUUCUGGAAAGGUAGUAUAUUUCACAGCGCUGUUCCCCUAUGCUGUCCUAAUUAUCCUUCUUAUCAGAGGAGCUACUUUGGAAGGAGCAAAAGAUGGCAUUGAAUACUAUAUUGGCCAGCAGUCAGACAUUACAAAGCUCAACAAUGGAGAGGUCUGGAGAGAUGCCGCUACCCAAAUAUUUUAUUCCCUUAACACGGCUUGGGGAGGACUGAUUGCCCUCUCAUCUUACAAUAAAUUCCACAACAACUGUUACUGGGACUCCAUUGUAGUCUCCAUUGUGAAUUUCUUGACCAGCAUCAUUGCAGGAUUUGCCAUCUUCUCCAUCCUCGGGCACAUGGCCUUGGUGUCAGGGAAAAAGGUUUCUGAUGUGGUGGAUGAAGGAUUUGGACUGGCAUUUAUUGCAUAUCCUGAUGCCCUGGCAAAACUGCCAGUGUCUCCGCUCUGGUCUAUUCUAUUCUUCUGCAUGCUCCUGACUUUAGGACUUGACUCACAGUUUGCAUUAAUAGAGACUCUCACUACAACAAUACAAGAUGUGUUUCCAAAAUUUAUGAAAAAAAUGAGGAUUCCCCUUACAGCCGCCAUAUGUUCUGUGUUAUUCUUACUUGGACUCCCAUGUGUUACUCAGGCAGGAAUAUACUGGGUAAAUCUCAUUGACUCAUUCUGUGGGGGAUGGGCUCUACUAUUUGCUGCUGUUUUGGAAUUAGUGGCGGUGAUCUGGGUAUAUGGUGGCAAUAGGGUAAUCCUGGAUAUAGAGAUGAUGAUUGGAAAGAAGCACUGGAUAUUCUGGCUGUGGUGGAGAGCGUGCUGGUAUUUUGUAUCUCCUGUAUUACUAGCAGUCAUUUUAGUUUGGUCUUUGAUCACAUAUGAGGCCUCUACAUAUGGUGGUGUAGUGUACCCUAAAUGGGCUAUAAUACUUGGAUUUUUUAUGGUUGUGUUCUGCCUGAUAUGGAUUCCCAUUAUUGCUGUUGUAAAGAUCAUUCAGGCUCCAGGAAACAUUUUGCAGCGUAUAGCAAGUUGUUGUAGACCAACUGAAAGCUGGGGUCCUGCUCUGCCGAAAAAUCGUGGUGAGAGGUACCAACAUAUGAAAGACGAAACUAUAAAGGAGGACGCCAAAGGGGUUGAAAUUCCAGACAUUACAGGCAAUGAUAACUCUUCCUUUCAGGCAGAAUGAAAAUAAUGUAAUUUAUCUAUACACUGAGUUACAACUGUGGUACUUUCCUGGAAAAUCUGUAGUAUCUCAAUGGUUAAGGUGAAUGACUGUGAGAUACAUACUAAAGACCUUGGUUCAAAAACUAUUGCCAGUCAAGUGUAGCUAUGCACACGUCACUUUCAAACCGUGCCUGAAAACUUUUUUGUUUAAAAAAAUU